AUGUCUAUUAGCAAACCACAACCACAUGACAUAUUCCUCAUCAAUGAGCUCCUCGAGAACAUCCUUCUACAUACAGAGAUGAGGACUCUAUUAACAUCUGCUCAACGCGUAUCUCGCGUUUGGAACACCAUGAUCAGAACAUCAGUCAGACUCCAGGAGUGCCUCUUCUUCAAACCCUCCAAAUUCGAGAUCUCGGAUCCCUCACAGCGCCUUCGCAAUCCGCUCCUAGAAGAUAUCCUCUGGGCUCAAUUUUUCCUCAAACAACAACAAACCUCAGAGUCGAAAAUUACCGAUGUAAGCAGAUUUCCGCUGCGGGAACCUGAGCGUCGCAAGCUCAAGUUCUACCUACGAAAAGACGCCAGUUGGAAACGAAUGCUACUUCAACAACCACCGACAUCAUCAAUCGGAGUCCUUGAAAUCAUCAAAAGAUCAGACUCAGAAUUCACCAAAUUAUCUAUCAGCCCAAACAAAUUCCUGCGGAUGGGCGACAUCUUGGCCCUCCUUCAAGGAGGCAGCACAAUAAUUCCAACCCGCAACAAAUGGAUACUGUGGAGUGGGCGAUCCCGUAUCAGAAUGCCCUUGAACUUCGAAUGCUGGACACCUAAAUGGGUCUAUGAACCAAGUACCCUACGGCCAGUCCAGGAAUGGAUCCCGGAGAAUAUAGACUGGGAUAGUCUCCGGCUGGAGGUGGCAUCGAUGUAUUUGAAUGAUUUCGAUUGUGGUGUGGUGAUUGUGUCUGAACGGAGACAGUUGCUUUUCCAAGGCCAGGACCGAGUUCACAAGGAGAGCAAACUUGAUCGUCGACUGGAGAAAGCAUUUGGGGAAUGUCAGGUGGAGGUUAGAAGGAAGCAUAUAAAUCACUCUUGGAUUCCUAUCAAAGGUGUUGGUGCUGAUCGGAGAUGGAUCCUUAGGCCCUGUUCUGCUACUCCUCUUGUUCCAACGCUGAGUGACUCAUCUGAGGCAUCAGAUUCGUCUUCUAUGUCUUCGUUUUCUUUGUCUCUCUAG
Messenger RNA from Penicillium samsonianum, 1005 nucleotides. RefSeq lists its product as uncharacterized. Bases 1 to 1005 code for a protein of 334 amino acids. NCBI's taxonomy places the organism in Eukaryota, Fungi, Ascomycota, Eurotiomycetes, Eurotiales, Aspergillaceae. The transcript has a single exon. The record is from RefSeq and is a predicted model, not a curated record.